AUGGGGCAGCAUGAUGUUACGCGUGGGUGGGGGCGUGGCAUGCUUAUCUUUGGUAAUCCCGUGGGUACCCAGUUUUCUGGAAGUCUCAUGGCGCUUACAUUUCGUAAGCCUAUGGGUACCAGCUUUCUGCUGCAGUCUCGUAGUAGGGCCGAAGUAUUUUGUUUAAGUAUAAAUCGUAAAAUAAAUCGUAAUUAG
Molecule: messenger RNA, 195 nt
Organism: Funneliformis caledonium
Lineage: Eukaryota; Fungi; Glomeromycota; Glomeromycetes; Glomerales; Glomeraceae
Source: the annotation of a GenBank genome assembly